Condylura cristata (star-nosed mole) is the source of this 2138-nucleotide messenger RNA. It is a transcript of the gene FGFBP3, whose product is annotated as fibroblast growth factor binding protein 3. NCBI's taxonomy places the organism in Eukaryota, Metazoa, Chordata, Mammalia, Eulipotyphla, Talpidae. The record is from RefSeq and is a predicted model, not a curated record. Gene Ontology annotation, biological process: cell-cell signaling. Gene Ontology annotation, molecular function: growth factor binding. The transcript has 2 exons. Bases 14 to 931 code for a protein of 305 amino acids.
UGAAACAGACUUAAUGCUUCUUGCAGUCAGUCAUCCCUUCUACCCAAUUAAGGCUCAGUCACCUUUCCUAGAACUAGGUCUGGGGGACGCUGCGCUCCCGGCCCUGUCACCACUGACAUCCAGGGGUUCCCAGAAAAGCAGCGCUGAGUGCAGACGCCGCGGAGCCAUGAGUCUUUCGAGGCUGCGAACGUCUCUGAUGCUGCUGUUGCUGAGCACCUGCCUCCUCGCUUCCGCCGGGAGCGCGAAGGGAGUAGCAGGCAGAGCCUCGGAACGGGUCCCGGGUCCCGCGGGCGGCUCUUCGGGUCGCUUCGUCAGCCCCGAGAGGCACGCGUGCAGCUGGCAGCUCCUGCUGUCGGCCCCAGGACGCGAGGCAGGCAGCGAACUGGCACUGCGUUGCCAGGGCCCGGACGGGGCGCGCCAUCACUGUGCCUACCGCGGGGAGCCGGAGCGCUGCGCGGACUACGCCGCCCGCCGCUCGCACUACUGGAAGCAGGUGCUGAGUGGGCUGCGCAAGAAGCGGCUCCCCUGCCACGACCCCGCGCCGCUGAAGGCCCGGCUGUGCGCGGGCAAGAAGGGCCACCGCGCCGAGCUGCGCCUGGUGCCCCAAGGGUUCUCACCCGCCCGCUCCACUGCCUUGGUCAUCCGUCCGGAGCCCAAACCUUGGGCCAAGGGCCGAGGGCGGCCCCGGGGUCGCUCGCUCGGUCCCUCGGCGUGGGCCCCACCACCCCCCAGCAUGGCACCCAAAGGAAAGCCUUCUGAGGAAGCCAAAGCCGGCAAGAGGAAGGCGGCCUCGGACCACGACGUGGGGCUAAGCCCGGGGACCCAGCCCGACCCUGACGGCCUGGAGGAGAACGCGAAACUCACCGAGACCUACUGCGCAGAGAAGUGGCACUCCCUCUGCAACUUCUUUGUCAAUUUCUGGAAUGGCUGAGGCUGGGGGAACUAGGGAAGGUGUACAGCGGGGGCCAGGAAGCUAAGGGCAUUUUAGGUCAAGAGAUGUGGGACUAGAGAGUGGGGAAUGCAGGUUCUAGAAUGGGCGGGUCUGGGGGUAGGGAUGAUGGAAUAAUUUGGGGUAAGAGUAUAAAAUUCUCUGAAAAGGCAGAGAGGUUGAAAAUGUUGUAGAGUCUCUAUCCUAGUUAAAAGCAGAGGGAAUAGCAUAGCUUAAAUGGGCAAAAACUGUAGCCCUGGGAGAGAUGGGCACAGAACAUUCUCAAAGAAAUAAGGAAAAGGUGACGAAAGCGACAUGAGGGAAGCGGGAUGCAAUAACCAGAACCAGGUUGAAUUGCCAGUGUUGUUGUUGUUUGUUUUGUGUUUUUUUUUUUUUUUCACUUAGUUGAGAAGAAUAACGAAUAUUUUUUCUUUGGGGAUUACUGAUUACUGAAGACUUGGGUGCUGCUUGACAUAGAUGGCCUCUAUAGGAAUAGAAUUUGUUCGGGGUUGAAAUAACACCAGUGACGGAUUUUCAGGUGUCAAAAGACGGUUUCUUAAAUUCCGUUAGAAGUGCUGCUUUUAAACGAUGAUGCCUAAUAUCCUAACACUAUCCUUUAACCUUCUAAUUUAGAGGUGAAUUGUAGAAGUCAAGUGCUCCAGUAGAUUUUACCCAAAAAAUCUCAAAAAAAAUUCUUUUUAUACUUGCUCAUCUUUCUAAAACAAAAAUCUAAAAUGUAAGUGUGCAUUAGAGUCAUCUUGAGCAUUAUGGAAGUUGUAUCUCUUUUGCAUGUAAUUGUUAACACAGUCCAUUUAAAAUAAAAUGUAAGACCAAAUAAGAAGUAAUGAUAGACAUUUUUAUUGAGCAUUUGGCAAUAAAAAUAUGUGGAGAGACUUAAACAACUGGCAAAACACUGGGAACAUUAAUUCUUGUAUUUACAAAAUUGGCAGAACAUUUAGAUGACACACAAUUUCAUGCUAUUCAGGUCACAUUCUGAAUAACACUGACCAUUUCAUAAAAUUCACUUUGGCUUAGCAAAGGAGCUCAGAGGAGGUAGACCAUUCUUCAAAGAUAAGGACCCAUGUAUACUUUCCCCAAAAAGGUCGGGAAAGGUCAGCAGAAAAGGGUAUUUGAAAUGAAAUAGCACUAUCCAGCAAUCUAGGAAGAGUUACAGCUUUCUGUGUUGUUGUUUUUUUUUUUUUUAAGAUUU